GAGUCCGACAGGAAGUGUUGCUAGCAGACAACCAGCUCGUGGUGAGGAGAAGACCCAACAGAGAUGACUGAAUUGCCGCUGUAUUUAACUAAUGCGAACGUUUCCCUGGCGCAAACUAUGGAAACUGAAAAGGGUCCAGGAGAGGCGAAAGACUUCGAGAGUGUGGAGAUGGUACAUUCUGGGGAGAGCCGGGGCAGAGUGAAGCUUCCCCGAAGGACCAUCUACUUUGCCAGCGGAGAGACCAUGGAGGAAUACAGCACCGAUGAAGAGGAGGAGGAGGAGGAGGAUCUCGUGAAGAAAGAUGUCGUCACUGUUGAUCCGGGUAAAUUGACCUGGGGCCCAUAUUUCUGGUUCCACAUGUGGAGAAUGGCCACCUCCACCAUAUCAGUGUGUGACUACAUGGGAGAGAGAAUGGCCUCUCUUUUUGGCAUCACCACUCCUAAGUACCAGUAUGCUAUCGAUGAGUACUACCGUAUAAAGAAAGAGGAGGAGGAGGAAGAGGAGGAGAACCGCCUGGCUGAGGACGCAGAGCGGCGUUAUGCCGAGCAGCAGAGAGGCGAGCGGGGCGCUUCUCACACUGCUACUGUGGAGCAGCCCGAGUCUUCGGGAGCAUCCUUUGUGAACAUCAGCUUUGACCUCAAACCUGAGCCUCCUCUCAAUGUUGCAGACACCAACAGAGUCCCUUCCCCUCUCCCCUCCUGAAAACCGUAACUCACCUCCCAAACCUCUAACAUUAACACAUUUCUGUCAUGCAAAAACCUUAAUUACCUUUGCUGUAUAGAUAGAUAAUAUUGCUAUUUUUCUAUACUAUGCUGUUUUAUUAAAUGAUAUCCUAAUACACAGUGCAGGGAUGACUUAAAAGGGCUGUGGAAGUGGCUGCACUAGCCUUAUCUGUGAUUGUAAAUCUAUGUACAGAGUGUAAAAAGUAUGUAAGACUUCAACCAUUUUGUAGACUAACUCACUUUAAAAUUUAGAGAAAGUGAAAUAAAUAUAGGGCUUUAAUCUUUAUUGACGAAAGAAACGACCCAGUUUUGAGUCCGAAGUCGACCCUUCCACCUCUGCCCUCUAUGAAAACUACUGUACCGUCCUGUGUAGAAUGAACACCUGUAAUAUCUGGAUUUCCACCAAGUAACUGUGAAUGAAUAGUCCGAUAUAAAAAAAACGUCCUUGAUCAUUGUGUCCCGGCCAAACAUGGGUUAAUUCAAAAGCUCCUUUACUGAGUAUGAUGGUUUUUGUUUUUGUGUUAAUAUGUACUAUGAAAAUUAUCUUCAGACAAUGCUGUAUUGCAGUAAUUGGGGCCAAUGUGUGUCCGUUGGCUCAGACAUGAAAACUGACUUUAUCUCUUUACUUGUUAUGAUUCACAAUGUAAACUGUGUCAGUGGUGAUAUUUGAAACAGUUUAAUAACAGAAACAACUUUGUUUUGCAGAAACACAAACCAGGCCUGCGCAGCUAAUAUCAAUAUACUGUAGUUAAAAAAAAGAAAAAUACUCUAGUUUUCAAAUUUGCUGGUGAUUGUUGAAUUACAUUGGGAAGUAGGGUCGCUCACAUAGAGCGAUGGCGUCCCUCGUGUGUUCUGAGAAUUUAUUCUUUAAGUGUCCUUGCCUGAGCUGUCAGAAGCUGCUUAUUAAUUAUUUUUGUCACAGAUGUGGCGGCGUCAGGCCUCAGAUCUUCUAAGAGGGCAGAGCAGAGCACUGACACUGUGGCCUUCAGUUUCCUCACCACGACCUAUAAAAAAAACAAAACACUCCUCUUUUCAAAAUGAU
Molecule: messenger RNA, 1764 nt
Organism: Scophthalmus maximus (turbot)
Lineage: Eukaryota; Metazoa; Chordata; Actinopteri; Pleuronectiformes; Scophthalmidae
Gene: fam177a1a
Product: family with sequence similarity 177 member A1
Exons: 5
Coding region: 64-702 (212 amino acids)
Source: RefSeq, a predicted model, not a curated record